Messenger RNA from Amaranthus tricolor (Joseph's coat), 1351 nucleotides. RefSeq lists its product as uncharacterized. The transcript is spliced from 10 exons. Lineage: Eukaryota; Viridiplantae; Streptophyta; Magnoliopsida; Caryophyllales; Amaranthaceae. Gene Ontology annotation, molecular function: NAD binding; phosphoglycerate dehydrogenase activity. The coding region runs from base 112 to 1248 and encodes 378 amino acids. The record is from RefSeq and is a predicted model, not a curated record.
AAUUCAAUAAUUCUUUUUACCCAAUAAUUCAUCCAACAACUUAAACUAAAAAAAUUGAUUUGAUAAGAAAAGUGAAAUAUAUUACUCCUAUUUUUUUACUUGAAAAAAAUAAUGUUGCUCUGUAGAAGCUUGUCUGCUUCUCCCUUCUUUCUUGGGCGAAUUAUUGGAAGCACCCUCAAAUUUCUAAAUUCUCCUUGUCACAAUCUCCACUCAGGUUUUAUUGGGUGUUUAGAGAAAAUGGGUGAUGAACAGCAAGUGACUAAAGUGUUGUUUUGUGGGCAGCAAUUUAUUGCUUCUUAUUUGUAUACUAAAGAAUAUUUGAGUCAAUAUUCUCAUGUUCAGGUUGAUGAUGUUCCACUAAGUGAUGUGCCCAAAAUUAUUGGAAACUACCACAUGAUCAUUCCUAGGAUGAUGCGACUAGACUCAAAUAUUAUUUCUUAUGCAAAACAAAUGAAGCUCAUAUUACAGUUUGGUGUUGGCUUAGAAGGUGUUGAUGUGGAUGCAGCCACAAAACAUGGAAUUAGAGUUGCUAGAAUUCCAGCAGAUGGCACUGGAAAUGCCAGCUCAUGUGCUGAGAUGGCAAUAUAUUUGAUUUUGGGACUCUUACGAAAGCAAAAGGAGAUGGAGAUCUCAAUAAAAAGGAAAAAGCUUGGCGAACCUGCUGGUGAAACUUUAUUUGGGAAAACUGUGUUCAUUUUGGGGUUCGGGAAUAUUGGUUGUGAAUUGGCAAAACGGUUGAAGCCAUUUGACGUUAAAAUCCUUGCAACAAAACGUAGUUGGGCCUCUCAUCAACAGAAUGGCUCAUUGGGUGCAAAUGAUUCUGUUGCUGAUCUUGUUGAUGAGAAGGGAAGCCAUAAUGAUAUAUAUAAGUAUGCAAGCAUGGCAGACAUAGUUGUUUGUUGCCUUAAUAUGAACCGUGAGACGGCUGGUAUCGUAAACCAUACAUUCAUACAAUCCAUGAAAAAGGGAGCUUAUCUUAUCAAUAUUGCACGUGGGGGUCUUCUAGAUUACGGUGCUGUUGCUCAGAACCUCAAGUCUGGUUAUUUGGGAGGCUUGGGUAUUGACGUGGCUUGGACAGAGCCAUUCGAUCCGAAUGAUCCGAUUUUGCAGCUUCCAAAUGUUCUAAUCACACCUCAUGUUGCUGGGGUUACAGAAUACUCCUACAGGUCCAUGGCAAAGGUAGUUGGUGAUGCUGCUCUUCAACUCUCUGACCUGAGUACAAUCGCAGGAAUACAGUUUGUUAACUGAUUCAGCUCAUUAUCAAUUAUCAGGUAUAAGUUUCCCCGCACUUGACCAGCUUUAGGGAGAAUAGGGGAGUAUGAGAAUUAUUAAUGCACGUCAAUACGAGCUU